Messenger RNA from Lactuca saligna, 624 nucleotides. The record is from the annotation of a GenBank genome assembly. NCBI's taxonomy places the organism in Eukaryota, Viridiplantae, Streptophyta, Magnoliopsida, Asterales, Asteraceae.
AUGUUUGACGAACUGCCUUUCCAUAUCCAAGAGGAAAUCCUGAAAACGCUUCCUAUCAAAUCAUUGAUUCAGUUCAGAUCCGUUUCGAAAGCAUGGAAGUCUUUGAUCGACAGCUCAGAGUUUAUUGCUGCCCACAGCGUCAGCCACACACAGCCACAACAUCUGUUUGUAUCGUACACAGAUGAACAAGUGCCUAAAUAUGUUUCUUUUGUCGAUGAUGACUCUUUCCCCCAGCAUAGGUUUGUUCCAUCUCUUCCCCUGUCCAUUAGAGAUCCACGAAUAGUCGGUAGUUCUUAUGGCUUGUUGUGUUUCCAAGGUGAUUCACCUUCCAUCUAUAGAAGGAUGAUUGCUGUUGUUUUGAAUCCUUCCAUUAGAAAAUCAAUAGCUAUCGCACUGCCUGAUAUGUUAUAUACGAAUCAUUUAAUCGUUCUUGGUUUUGGAGUUUGUCCUGUCACCAUUGAUACCAAGAUCAUCCAGAUCACUCAAUUGCGUUGGGGAGUGAACGGAAAAGCGAAAUUGGCAACUUUUGGGAAGUUAAGGUUUAUAAGCAAAGUUCGGGGAAAUUUACAAGUCUAUCUGGCAAUCUCCCCAGCAUAUCAAUACAUAUUAUGGGGCCCCAGGUAG